GUCGCCGGCGUCCAGUUCCACGGGGCGCCUUGGAGUCCCGGAGCCGCCAUCGAGUCAGGACAGGGUCGCACCGAAGGCGCCGCCGCGAUGCAGCCUCCCCAGUGCUGGGAUUACAAGUGCGCACAAUCACACGCUGCCCCAGGGCCCUUUAUCUGUCCAGUUAUUCUGUAAAAUGAAGACACCCUGAAAAAGAGCCAAGAGCAGAGAUUCCCUCUCCUGUCAUCGGGAUCUUGGACAUCAGGAGAUGUCUCUGUGCCACAGUGUGUCAAGCCUUAUGAGGUCAGCUGUUUGAGGCUGCAAGCCGGGACCUCCUCAUCCCAACCCCUGGGACCCCACCAGGGCCGAAGCAGAGCCCGCCCAUCUCCUCCCCCCACUCCUGUGAUCCAGGCCUCAGUCAUCUCCUUCCUGUUUCCCAACAGCCCUCACCGUGGUCCCCUGCCCUCCCUCCAUCCACCCGACUGGACCUCCCUGAGGCCUACUCACCUCCAUCUUACGCAUUUCCUUAUUUCCUGCCUGGGCCCUAGGACGAUCCAGCACUCCGGCCUGUGUUGCCAGUCUCCCCAACACUCCCAGGCUGCCUCAAUGCCUUCCUGUGGAUUUCCUGUCUUCUAGAACAUUCCGCCCCAGGAGUGUGUACUUCAGCAUGGCCACACUUACUUCCUGGGUGCUGUAUACACUUCCCCCCCUUACCACUGCCUGCUGAUAUCUCUGUCCCCUCCAUUACCUCUCCCUUGCCCCAUUUUUCUACUACCCCAUCCUUUUUUCUUUUUCCAUCAGUAGGGCGUGAACCCAGAGUCUUUCCACUGAAUAUCCCUAGCCCCUUUGAUGCUAUCUUUCUAACUUUUGAAACAGGGUCUAGCUCAGUUGCCCAGGCUGGGCUUGAAUUUGGGGUCCUCCUGCCUCAGCCCCCCUAGUGCCGGGCUACACAUCUAUUCUUCCUCAUGUCCAGCUCAGUCCUGCAAACUCCUCCCUGACAUUCCUUUAAUCCCACCAUCCCCAAGCGCUUUCUUUCUCCCCCUCUUCUCCAGCCUCCCCUUUCCCUGCUGAGCCUUCCCAGGGGUUCAUUUUGAUCUCCUCUCUUCCUUGGAGCUGUCAUGUUCCCCUGAGCCUCCAAGGAGGGGGCUCGGGGGGCCCCGAUGGCCUCCUGCCCCCCACGGCCCGGCAGCCCCCACGCAGGGGAAGAGCCUGGGAAGCCGCAGCGCCCAGGAUGGGCAACGGCUCAUUGGAGGGCUGUCACGUGGACUCGCGCGUGGACCACCUCUUCCCCCCGUCGCUCUAUAUCUUCGUUAUCGGUGUGGGGCUGCCCACCAACUGCCUGGCCCUGUGGGCCGCCUACCGCCAGGUGCGGCAGCGCAACGAGCUGGGCGUCUACCUGAUGAACCUGAGCGUGGCCGACCUGCUGUACAUCUGCACGCUGCCACUCUGGGUCGACUACUUCCUGCACCACGACAACUGGAUCCACGGGCCAGGCUCCUGCAAGCUCUUCGGCUUCAUCUUCUACACCAACAUCUACAUCAGUAUUGCUUUCCUGUGCUGCAUCUCGGUGGACCGCUACCUGGCUGUGGCCCAUCCGCUGCGCUUUGCCCGCCUACGCCGUGUCAAGACAGCCGUGGCCGUGAGCUCCGUGGUCUGGGCCACUGAGCUGGGUGCCAACUCGGCGCCCCUGUUCCAUGAUGAGCUCUUUCGAGACCGCUACAACCACACCUUCUGCUUCGAGAAGUUCCCCAUGGAGGGCUGGGUGGCCUGGAUGAAUCUCUACCGCGUCUUCGUGGGCUUCCUCUUCCCCUGGGCGCUCAUGCUGCUGUGCUACCGUGGCAUCCUGCGGGCGGUGCGGGGCAGUGUGUCCACCGAGCGCCAGGAGAAGGCCAAGAUCAAGCGGCUGGCGCUCAGCCUCAUCGCUAUUGUGCUGGUCUGCUUCGCUCCCUACCACGUCCUGCUGCUGUCACGCAGUGCCGUCUACCUGGGCCGCCCCUGGGACUGCGGCUUCGAGGAGCGCGUCUUCUCUGCCUACCACAGCUCGCUGGCCUUCACCAGCCUCAACUGCGUUGCCGACCCCAUCCUCUACUGCCUGGUCAACGAGGGCGCCCGCAGUGACGUGGCCAAGGCCCUGCACAACCUGCUCCGCUUCCUGGCCAGCGACAAGCCCCAGGAAAUGGCCAAUGCGUCCCUCACCCUGGAGACGCCGCUUACUUCAAAGAGAAGCAGCGUGGCCAAGGCCACGGUGGGCAGCUGGAUGGCAGCAGCCCCCUCCCAGGGGGACCAGGUGCCACUCAAGGUGCUGCUGCCUGCACAGUGACCCCAGGCUCACACCUCUGCCGUGAUCCCUUCCCCAGGUCUGCUCUAUGCAAACUGUACAUGAGCAGGUCGGGGUUUGACAUAAUAGGACAAGUGUGAGGCUGACACAUCACCAUCAUCCAGCCCCUCCUCAUGACCCCCUCACAGUCCAGUUUCACCUUCCCCAGCGGGGUGGUGCACUGUCCUCGUGCAGUCCCAGGGCCUGCUGCUGCUCUGGGUCACACAGGGCUUCCUGGGGGACAGGAAGAGCUCAUGAAGUCAAAGAUUUGGUUUCCAGAAGGUAAAGACAAAAAGAAAGGAUUCUGGGCAGGAGGGAUGGCUCAGCGGCAUAAGCUCCUGCCUGGCAAGUGCAAGGUCCCAAGUUUGAUUCCCAGUACCACAAAAAAAGGAAAAGAAAAUAGAAAAAGGAUUCUUUCCAACAGGGGAAUAAGAACUACGACGCCAGCACAGGUGGGAAAAAUCACUGUGUGGUCAUUAUGUUUGCCCUUGGGAUGCCCUUGGCCCUGUGAGGGAGAGGGUGACAGAUUCUUGGAUUCUAUAGCAACCGUGUCCUGCAAGUAGGAGGAGGAGGAAGAGGAAGAGGAGGAGGAG
Messenger RNA from Octodon degus (degu), 2886 nucleotides. It is a transcript of the gene Gpr4, whose product is annotated as G protein-coupled receptor 4. The record is from RefSeq and is a predicted model, not a curated record. The transcript has 3 exons. Gene Ontology annotation, molecular function: G protein-coupled receptor activity. The coding region runs from base 1208 to 2296 and encodes 362 amino acids. Lineage: Eukaryota; Metazoa; Chordata; Mammalia; Rodentia; Octodontidae. Gene Ontology annotation, biological process: G protein-coupled receptor signaling pathway. Gene Ontology annotation, cellular component: membrane.